AUGCUUUCUACCCGCGGGGAAACAUAUGCCAAGGCCGGCUUGGCUAAUAGCUAUCUCGGCCCCCCCAAGCCCCCCUUCGAUAAAGAUAACAUGCACGGUGUUGUGUCUUUCGGCAAUGCAGAGAAUUUCCUGAUGCACAACGUAAUGCUUGAAUACAUCCGCACGCAGGUAGCAUCAGACCUCGACCACACAUGUCUCACCUACCAUGAAGGCCCCUUUGGCCCAAGACGUCUCCGCGCAGCUAUGGCGAAUCACAUUACUACAUACUUUCACCCCGCCGCCCCGAUCUCACCUGAUCAUCUCGUUUUCACGAAUGGCGUGACGAGCCUAAACGCGAUUUGUGCUCUCAGUCUAACCGACCCCGGCGACGGGAUUCUCCUGGGUCAACCCAUCUACGGCUCCUUCAACGGAGAUCUCCGCGUCCCCUCCAGCUGCCAACUGAUCUACACCCCCUUCCACGGGAACGACCCAUUCAGCCCCGAUGCCGUAGCUCGGUACGAGGAGACCUUCCUGCAAGCACGAGAGAAAGGGGUAACAAUCCGGGCCCUCCUGAUCUGCAACCCGCACAAUCCGCUCGGCCGAUGCUACCCGCGCGAGACCUUGGAGGCGCUACUGCGGUUCUGCCAGAAGUACCAGAUCCAUAUCAUCAGCGACGAGGUGUACGCGCUGUCGGUGUACGGAGAAGAUGAUUCCUCCGAUGGCUUUGUUUCUGUUCUGUCGAUUGACCCAGCCCCGCUCGGGGUGGAUCCGUCCUUGAUCAAUGUGCUGUACGGGAUGUCGAAGGAUUUCGCGGCGUCGGGGUUGCGGCUGGGAUGUUUGAUCAGCCGCAAUCAGAGGUUUUUACAGGCGGUUCUGUCGAUGAGGGUUGCCACUGCCGUUCUCGAGGAUCGAGACUUUGUGGAUACCUUUCUUGAGAAAAGCCGCCGAUUGCUUCGUUCACAGCGGGAUUUGGCGGCACGAGCCUUGGAGGAGGCGGGGAUUCCUUAUGCGCAAGGCGGUAUUGCGGGCUUUUUCCUCUGGGUUGACUUGUCCAAGUGCUUGGAUAAGGCGAUUGUCGCUAGUCGAGGCGGUUGGGCUGCAGAGUUGGAUCUGUCCCGCCGGCUGCAAGAGCUUGGGGUGGAGAUGUCGACGGGAUAUGCCUAUCAUAAUGAGGUUCCAGGCUGGUUCCGAGUCAUCUUCUCGCUGGAGGAGGAGAGCCUGAAGGAGGGUUUGUCAAGGUAG
Aspergillus viridinutans is the source of this 1221-nucleotide messenger RNA. Its product is annotated as pyridoxal phosphate-dependent aminotransferase. The coding region runs from base 1 to 1221 and encodes 406 amino acids. Gene Ontology annotation, biological process: biosynthetic process; amino acid metabolic process. The transcript is spliced from 5 exons. Gene Ontology annotation, molecular function: pyridoxal phosphate binding; transaminase activity. Lineage: Eukaryota; Fungi; Ascomycota; Eurotiomycetes; Eurotiales; Aspergillaceae. The record is from RefSeq and is a predicted model, not a curated record.